UUUAGUUAUCUUCAGAAUCUCUCAAUCUCUUCCCCUUCUCAAAAAAGAUGCGCACAUCACCCGUUUCAUUCCACUCAUAGAAAGAGGGAAAACCCAAAUCUUGGAAUUUCAAAUCCUGCACUCCCAUUUCUUACAUGGAAGGAGAUGCUGAUGAGAGGAUUCAUAGAAGAAGCUACUGGAGAUGGAGCAAGGAUGACUUCUUGCCUCAAGAGUCCUUCAAGAACUGGGCCACCUACAGAUCAGCCCUCUCCCAGACGUUUUUCCGAAUGAAGGACCGGCUCCUUAGCCGAUCAUGCGACGCUAGUGAGCUCGGGGAGGUCCGGAAGCAAAGCGAGAAUGACAUGAAACGGUGCCUGAAUUGGUGGGACCUCACCUGGUUCGGGUUCGGGUCUGUAAUCGGUGCCGGCAUCUUCGUCCUAACGGGGCAAGAAGCUCACGACCAUGCGGGCCCCGCCAUCGUCCUGUCGUAUGUCGCUUCAGGCCUCUCUGCGAUGCUCUCCGUCUUCUGCUACACUGAGUUCGCAGUGGAAAUCCCCGUCGCAGGUGGCUCGUUCGCGUACCUGAGGGUUGAAUUGGGAGACUUCGCGGCAUUCAUAACUGCAGCAAAUCUGCUCUUGGAGAGCGUCGUUGGUGGGGCAGCCGUCGCAAGAGCUUGGACUUCGUACUUUGCGACUCUCAUAAACCGUCAGCCGAAUUCACUACGGAUUAAAACAAAUCUCGCCAAGGACUUCAGUCUCUUGGACCCAAUUGCUGUCGUCGUCCUCGUAGCUGCUUCAAGCAUCACCAUGAUCAGCACAAGGAAAACAUCUUACCUCAACUGGAUCGCAUCCGCCAUAAACACCGUAGUGAUUCUGUUCGUGAUCAUUGCCGGUUUCGCUCACGCCAACACCGAUAAUUUGACACCCUUCCUUCCUUACGGAGCUGAAGGUGUCUUUCGGGCAGCAGCGAUUGUGUACUUCGCCUACGGUGGAUUUGACAACAUCGCCACAAUGGCAGAGGAAACUAAAAAUCCUUCAAGGGACAUACCAUUGGGUCUGCUCGGGUCUAUGUCGAUAAUCACCGUCAUCUAUUGCCUUAUGGCUCUUUCACUGGGCAUGAUGCAGAAGUACACGGACAUCGACAGGAACGCGGCGUAUUCGAUUGCAUUCCAGAACGUUGGGAUGAAGUGGGCUAAGUAUCUCGUUGCUCUUGGCGCCCUCAAAGGGAUGACUACUGUUCUUUUGGUGGGUGCGCUUGGGCAGGCACGCUACUUAACUCAUAUAGCCAGGGCCCACAUGAUCCCUCCCCUGUUUGCUCUGGUUCAUCCAAUAACAGGAACACCGAUCUACGCCGGUAUCUUUCUAACUGCAUCGACCGCUUGCAUGGCCUUCUUCUCCAGUUUGGAUGUAUUGUCGAACCUGCUAUCUAUCAGCACGCUCUUCAUCUUCAUGAUGAUGGCGGUCGCACUCCUGGUAAGGAGAUACUAUGCAAGAGGAGUCACACCACGGUCGAAUCUCCUAAAACUAAUCAUUUUCUUGAUAAUCAUCAUCGCUUCCUCCAUGGGAACUUCAGCUUUUUGGGGUCUGAGGCCGAACAAGUGGAUUGGCUACACCAUCACCGUGCCUCUUUGGCUCUUGGGCACGGCAGGAAUUGCGAUAUUUCUUCCUCAGCAGCAGACGCCCAAGGUAUGGGGUGUCCCACUAGUGCCAUGGCUUCCAUCUCUGUCAAUUGCGACCAAUCUGUUCCUCAUGGGAUCACUCCCUUCCUCAGCUUUCGAGAGAUUCGGGAUCUGCACUUUGGUUAUGCUGAUUUACUAUGUGUUCUUCGGCGUCCAUGCGACAUAUGACAUGGCCCACCAGCAGCAUAAGCUAGUUGAUCCGAGUGUCCACAAAAAUGGCAAUGUUGAAAAUGAAGCGCCUUGAUAUUAUAGAAUGUAUGUUGCUCUGUUCUCUUUCUCAUCUUUCUUUGAUUUUCCUGCAAUAACUAUAAACUACACCCAUAAGAGAAUAAAAAUAGAUAGAUCUGAAUUUCACUUCAUGUUACCUGGAUCGUGGAUCGAAUGGCUAUGCAGUCCACUACUUUGAUGUGUGGUACGCCAUGGGUAGGAUUAUGUGGGUCCCUCCAGUACAUAUGAUAAACAUAGAGUCUUUAUUUUAUAUAGAAAUUCAUAUUGUAAUUUCCAUACGAAAAGAUGAAUAUUAUUAUUAUAGGUACCAUAUGAAUAUGGUAUAUGUUUGUAUGCUAUUGCAUAAAUGGAAGUAUUAAUCUUUGCAUUCUGAA
Magnolia sinica is the source of this 2259-nucleotide messenger RNA. RefSeq names its product cationic amino acid transporter 5-like. Gene Ontology annotation, cellular component: plasma membrane. The record is from RefSeq and is a predicted model, not a curated record. Gene Ontology annotation, biological process: transmembrane transport; amino acid transport. Gene Ontology annotation, molecular function: L-glutamate transmembrane transporter activity; L-lysine transmembrane transporter activity. Bases 135 to 1901 code for a protein of 588 amino acids. The transcript has a single exon. NCBI's taxonomy places the organism in Eukaryota, Viridiplantae, Streptophyta, Magnoliopsida, Magnoliales, Magnoliaceae.